Stylonychia lemnae is the source of this 1524-nucleotide messenger RNA. NCBI's taxonomy places the organism in Eukaryota, Ciliophora, Spirotrichea, Sporadotrichida, Oxytrichidae. The record is from the annotation of a GenBank genome assembly.
AUGACUGAGUAAAUAAUGAUAGAGAGAGCCUCUGAUAGGUUCUUUUCAACCUCAUCAAAUAAGAAAAGAAAAAAUUCUGAACGCAAGACUUACAAUAAUCUACCAUCAUAGUCACUUCAGUCAUCUUUUUAUGGAGGCAAGAAUUGGGGAUGGUAAGAAAAUAACUAAGAUUAGAAUGGCAAUCAAAUUUCAACGAUAAAGGAUGAGUUUAUGAGAAAAACCUUUUUUAAAGAUAAAUAUUUGGAUUACAUGCCGCAAUAAAAUAACGUAUUCUUGAAAAUAGAGACUAAAGUUAAGAAUAAUCUGAGAAAUACCGGUAGAGUGAAGCUGAAUAGCAUUGAUCUUGCAGAUAGAAGAGAUGGAAGUGUCACAAAUGAGUCAUAAAAUGGGGUAAUUUAUGAUAAAAAGCUAGGGAGAGAUAUGUGCUUAUUUAUAGGAUCAAAGGAGUUAUUUGUACCAAAAAAGCAUAAAUUGAUAGUAAGUCUAAAUCCGAGUCCCAAAAACCGAUUUAAACUGAGAGAAGGAAGGCGUUCUUUAAAGCCGAUUCAAAAUUAUGAGGAUGAAGCUAUCCCUAUUCCCAAAUUAGAUAACUUUGACUCUAGAAAGAGUAAUGAUAAAAAUAAUAGUGAAACUGUUAGCCUGCUUAAAGUCAAUAGGCCUACGGUGGUCUUUACGGAAAAAGUAACAUCAGUUAAAAAAACUAGACAUAAUCAGUCCUUGAAAAUAGAUGUUAAUAACUUUAAUAAUUAAACUGCUUUAAUUGAUUAAAUUUCAACAGAGACUUUUCAAACUCCCUAAAAGUAAUCUUAAUUACAUAAAUAUGAAGAAGAGAUUGAGGGAUAAUACAAGAAAAUUGCUUUUUCAGACUUUAGAGUAUAAACUCAUAUUAAAAUGACUUUCCUUGCUCCAAAAUUUUCAUAAAAAUCUAAUUGGUCGCCUACUGGAUCAGAUUUUAAGUUGACCUAAAUUCAGAGGAAAUUUAUCAAGAGAUAUUUAGAGCUCCGAUUCACGAAACUAUAUACAGAUCGAAUAUUGGAUUUCUUCGAGUUCAAUCAAGUUGUAACUAUUAAUGAGCUUUUUGAGAAGUUUAAUAUUCUUAUUUAAGGAGGUCGAGAUGAGAUUAUGAAAUUCUGCUUUCAGAUUUUCGACUUAAAUUAAGAUGGUAUAAUUUGUAUGAAAGAUCUUUCUGACAACUUAAACAACUUUUAUGAUUAAGAUUACUAUCUAUAGCGAGAUAUUAAUAACUUUGUCAAACAUAUUUUUAAGAAUCCGAGUGAAAGAAGAACAUUAUCAAAUGUAAAGCGAGGAUACCCUACAGCAAGUGUCUUCAAUUAGUUUAAUAAGCUAAAGAAAUGUGGCAAGAGAUUCAUCAAUCACAAAGAGUCAUAAAAUAAAAGACACAGGGUUCUCAAAUGCUAUUUGAAAUAACAGCAUCCAUUAAACUCCAAAGUAAUCAGAUCAUAGCAAAAAUUUCCAAAGCAUAAAUUCUAAUUCUGCUGGAAAUACUCCUAUGUCUAAGAUUGA